AUCGAUGAAUCUAUUCAAGUAUUGAAUUUGUUCAAGGAUAUGGGCAUUGAAUGAUAUGAAUAAAUCCAUUAUAUACUAGGUAUUCAUCGAUCUACAUUUUCUUAUUCAAAAAACGCCUAAGUUAUCAUACGUAUUUACGAGGUACAUAAGUUCUCCAGGUUAUCCGUACCUAAUGCCCGUAUUCCAUGCGGAUCAACCAAACAAUUCCUUUUUUAGUUGUGUGCCUUAGACUUACUUUUCCAAGACCCUAAAGCAUUAAAAAGCAAUAUAUACCAAAUACAACAAUAUGGCGGAUGACGAGUUUUCGCCCGCGAAACUUGGCUCUAUCGAGAAGACCUUUGCCGGUUCGUCUUUCCUCGAGGCAUUUCAUGAAGAGUCAUCUGGACGCAUAAUAUCCCAAUUUGUCCGGCAUAUGAUAAUAGAUCAACCUGGGAUCGACACACGAAUAGAGGGCGGCCCCUACAAUAUCGCACAGACAGUUCGAUUAGGCCUGGCUUCAUUAUACGCCUUCCUGCAAGCGAAUGUUACGGGUCCAGUUCUCGAAAGGUCUAGCGCAGUUGAAGCUAUUUUCCUUUCAAGUUUUGCGGAGACAAAGUCUCCAAACGACCAGACGAACGGCAGCGUCGAGGCGCCCAUAUUAUCUUUUAGGAGAAUUUGCCUCAGGUCUCUCGACGUGGACGGGGUUUCUCCGUAUCCCUAUAUACCUCAUAUCGAGUUAUUCUGCUUAUCUCGCUUUAUAUUCACAUCUGGUGUUAUAUUGCCCAUCGAGUUACCUGAAGUCUGGUCUGACCCACGACAAUCUCUUUCACUUCAUUUAUCCUGGACUCGUCUAAGGAUUCACCUCUGGCACUAUAAGCUCAUCUCUCAGCCAUCAUUAGGCCCUGGAUCAUUAUUCACCAAAAGUGGUCGUUGGACAGAUGUACCAACCCUCCAGGAACGCAUAGAAAAUAGUCUCAUAGAGGCCGAAUCUUCUAUCAUCGGUCCAACCGAAAUAGAUGAAGACUCAGAGAAAUCACAAUGGCCUCAGGAAUCUCGUGUGCAGUUCCGUUUGGAGGAGGCGGCUUGUCAUUUAAUGCUUGGGAACGAUACAAACGCCCGGAAGGCAUUGCAGUCGGCUACGGAUAUCAGUGGCUUUUCCUACGCACUCUCUGGUGCCCUGGGGAAACGGACAAGAUUUCAGGAGAAGAACACUAGUCAGCUCAUCGUGCUUGCUAAGAGCCAUGCACGAUCUCACACGGCAUCCGACCAGCGCUUCGACGUAGCGCCCGUUGCACUUCCGCUAAAUGACGAUACAUUAUUAGAGAAUAUCCAGUUCGAUAAUGGUCAGGCCGAUAAAUCAGCUUCGGAUCUUCCAGCUGAAUUGCGAGAUAUCAAUCCGGAUGGCCAACCGCAACUUUGUCCAGAAGAUCAUAUCAUACUCCUGACUGAAGCUACAAUGAGAGAUACUUUCUCUCCCGCCGACUCAUUGACUUCCGAAGAAAUCUUACCCUUUGCUCAACGAGUGAUCGAUGAUAAGUCGACUAACUGGCAAACAUAUACCCAAGCGCUACUGGUACGAUCGCGGAUUGAACUCAACAGAAGUCGCACGAUCGAACGUGCCGUCUUACAGAUGCAAGCGCUUGUAGACCAGGUUAUCGUCGAGACGCAAGAGUCUGAAGGUUUGGCGAACAAGCCUCAUGGUGAUAGCAAUAGCACAGCGACUGAAUAUAGUAUUCCAAUCAUCCAAGUCACCGCUGAACACCAACCAGGCCAGUCGGCUGACGUUCAAAAACCAACCUCAUUCCUCCCAGCUCCCAAAACCUCCGAGUCAGCAUCCCCACAAGAGAGGCUGCGGUAUGUAAACUCUUUAUCCUCCCCUCCUCGUUGGCAUCUAGAGUCGGAGCUCGCUUAUGCUUGGACUUCUGUUGGAUCUCUUGUUUCGGCUUUGGAAAUCUUUAAACGGUUACGCCUUUGGGCGGAAGUCGCGUUAUGCUUAGCAAGCAGCGCAUCUACCGAUGACCCAGACGGUCGAGGAAGCGGGGGCGAGGAAAAGGCUCGGGCCGUCGUACGGUGGCGAUUAUUCCACCGCACCUACUAUGUUGACGCUGACGCCAAAUCAAAGGGCAAUAUUGACCUAGAUGACGCUGAAGUUGAUAUCUCGUCUCUCAAAGCGGCCGACUUCUAUGGUCCGGAACGCUCACCCCCACCCCCUAAUUCUUCCAGAUUGUUUUGUAUACUGGGUGAUAUCGAAAACGACCCUCAACAUUACCACCGUGCGUGGGAGAUCUCCAACCGACGUUUUGCGAGGGCGCAGAGAUCUCUGGGCGAGCUUCACCUUCAAAAGCAAGAAUGGAAGGAAGCUCGAGAAGCAUACCUCCUCGCCGUUGGCGUUAAUAGGUUAAGCCCGGAGAUGUGGAAUAGACUCGGCGACAUCGAGCUGCGCCUCGGAAAUUUUCCCGAUGCAGCUGAGGCGUUUCAGAGGGCUAUAUCAACGGCGAACAAUACUUCCGGGGGCGAGGAUGCGAGGACCUGGAGCAACCUUGGAACGGCACUUUUAAGCUGGUACCGCCAGAUCAUCUCGGAGAAAAAUGGCCGCCAAGAAAAGCUCGGUAAGAGUGGCUCUGACGUCUUAGACGAUAUGGUGAGCACAAAGCGGGCAGCUGAACUUGGAAAGUCUGGCCACAAAUUACUACAGGACUCCUUAAUCGCCUUCAAGCGUGGCGCUACGCUUGCAGAUUCGAACUGGCGGAUCUGGGAUAAUGUCAUUACCCUAGCAGCUAGCCUAUCUCCGGAUCCUGAUCUAGACGAUGUGGUGCUUGGUGUGAGAAAUGUGAUCCGUAUCCGCAAGACAGAAGAGACAUUAGACAUCGACAUCCUUACCCUCCUAGUCAGAGAGGCGACUAAAACGCCAAUACCUAGCAGCAAUGAAGGUGAACCGAAGAUCUACGAUCCCAGAAGAGGCACUAUUGAAAGCAAAAUUGUGGCCCUUUUCGAGAAAGACAUUAUACCUCUCAUCACGACGAAUUCGGCGUGCUGGGCUUUGGUCUCCCGUCUUCGUGCAUGGCGAAGGGACUGGGUAGGUGCGUUGGAUGCGGCCGAGAAGGCAUGGAGGACGGCCGUUGGUGGUGUUGGUAGUGCGCUUUCUGCAUCCAGUGGAACACAAGGCCAGCAGGGAAGCUGGUUGACAAAUGCGGAUGCGUGGGAAGCUGUAGUGCAGAGGACAUCGGAGUUGGUGGCAGCGUACGAAAAUUACGGAUCACGGGUGGAUAACAUUGGUAACAAAUGGAAAGGCAAAGCGAGGAGUGCCGUGAGGAGCAUCAUGGGAAAGGCCAAAGAGUCUUGGGAGGAUGAUCAUAGGUGGCAGACCUUGACGGAUAUGAUGGAUGAUUUGAAAAUGUAGAGUAUAAAGAAUGAGAGUUCAGCUGUCUCUCUUUGAAACAGUGGCGAGCGCACGGAUUCUGCCUACCUACCUACCUUCCUAGUACCUACUAGGUAGGUAGAUAUAGAGAAAAUAGGGAUCUGAGAAGGCCACCUUUCUGAUCUAUACUGGGUACAUGCCUAGGUAGGUAGUAGGUAGGUAAUGAUCAAGCCACCCAAGUGAAAAUCACGUUCACGAUGUUUUUAUUACAAGAGUCAUACGUUGAUUUGUAUCAAAUCUGAUCUGGGUAUAAUGGUAAAGGUAUAAAUUAUGAUUACCUAG
Messenger RNA from Annulohypoxylon maeteangense, 3679 nucleotides. RefSeq lists its product as uncharacterized. Lineage: Eukaryota; Fungi; Ascomycota; Sordariomycetes; Xylariales; Hypoxylaceae. The record is from RefSeq and is a predicted model, not a curated record. The coding region runs from base 287 to 3379 and encodes 1030 amino acids. Gene Ontology annotation, molecular function: protein binding. The transcript has a single exon.